AUGAUAACGGCUUCAUCAUUUCCUAUUGCCAUUCAGGAACUAAGGACCGAGGACCCUGAGCAGCCAGACCCUUCCCAGAUAGAGGUGGUCUCUGUGACAGAGGAGGACCUGCCCAAAGUCGAGACCCCCAACACUCUUAAUGUCAGCCCCCUGGGCAGCUGUGCUGCGAUCGAGGAACCAGAGGCCGAUUCCCCCAACCCCACCGAGCCCCACCCGCAGACCUCACGCAGUCCCGGUAUGCCCAUCACCAAGGUGCAGCCGUUCAUCGACGGUGAGUCGGGGUCUUCAGAGGAGGACCUGGAGAAGAGCUGGAGGACUCGUAUGCUGGCUCAUCGUACGGAGCUGCUGAUCGCGGUCUGCCUGGUCACGCUGAUCGUCCUGACUCUCUGCAUCGGCCUCGGAGUGGGUCUGAGCUGUGUGGGCAGGUACCGCUGUGGCUCCUCCUCUCAGUGUUUCAGCUCCUCGGCUCGGUGUGAUGGAGUGAUGCACUGUGACAACGAGGAGGACGAGCUGGGCUGCGUGCGUCUCAGUGGGAGGAGCUCUGUGCUGCAGGUUCAGAGGAGAGGACAGUGGAGCACCGUCUGUUCGGAGGACUGGAAUAAGAUUCUGAGCCUCUCAGCCUGCAAGCAGCUGGGUUAUUCCAGGUUCGUGAAUUCCUUCUUCGUGUCUGUGACCUCCAUCGAGGCGGACCUGCGGAGCAGCCUGGUAUCCCUCAACUUCAGCGAGUCUCACGCCAUCAAGCUCCAGAAUGUAAAAUCCUACAGUAAGACUGAGUGCAGCUCAGGGAUGGUGACCACUCUCAAAUGUCUGGAGUGUGGCUCCAGGCCGCAGCACAGCACUCGCAUUGUGGGGGGGAACAGCUCCAGACCGGGUCAGUUCCCCUGGCAGGUCAGCCUCCACUUCAGGAGCGAACACCUGUGUGGAGGCUCCAUCAUCACGUCCCGCUGGAUCCUCACCGCAGCGCACUGCGUCUUUGGCUUCAACAGCCCCUCCCUGUGGACGGUGUACGUGGGGCUGACGGAGCAGCCCCUGGACAACGCCCAGUCUCUGGCUGUGCAGAGCAUCGUGCACCACGCUCGAUACAAGGACACCGCUCUGGACUACGACAUCGCUCUGCUCAAGCUGGCCAAGCCGCUGGUUUUUAACGGCUUUGUGGAGCCCAUCUGUCUCCCCAACUCCGGAGAGGAGUUUGCAGAAGGCAGCGUGUGCUGGAUCUCCGGCUGGGGAGCAACAGAGGAUGAAGGAGAAGCCAGCGUGUUUCUGCGUUCAGCGAAAGUAGCGCUCAUCUCCACCAAGACCUGCAACCGGCCGGAGGUUUACCGAGGCCUCAUCUCCCCCUGGAUGAUCUGCGCGGGAUACCUGGAGGGAGGGGUGGACUCCUGUCAGGGGGACAGCGGGGGUCCUCUGGCCUUCGAGGACGGCUCAGUCUGGAAGCUGGUCGGGGCGACCAGCUGGGGGAGAGGCUGCGCUCUGAGGAACAAACCUGGAGUUUACACACGAAUCACACAGUCGCUCAGAUGGAUCCACCAACAGAUGGAGAGAGAAGAGGCUCACACUUCUGCUGCUAUGACACCAGACUGACUGAAC
Molecule: messenger RNA, 1587 nt
Organism: Salarias fasciatus (jewelled blenny)
Lineage: Eukaryota; Metazoa; Chordata; Actinopteri; Blenniiformes; Blenniidae
Gene: tmprss3a
Product: transmembrane serine protease 3a
Exons: 12
Coding region: 1-1581 (526 amino acids)
Biological process (GO): proteolysis
Cellular component (GO): membrane
Molecular function (GO): protein binding; serine-type endopeptidase activity
Source: RefSeq, a predicted model, not a curated record